Molecule: messenger RNA, 1095 nt
Organism: Fusarium redolens
Lineage: Eukaryota; Fungi; Ascomycota; Sordariomycetes; Hypocreales; Nectriaceae
Exons: 4
Coding region: 1-1095 (364 amino acids)
Source: RefSeq, a predicted model, not a curated record
AUGAGGCUCUCUCUGCCCUUCAUUGCGUUCUGCGCAGUCCCAGCCGCCGUGGGCCUUGCUAUCCCAGACGAUCCCUUCGAGAUUAAGCAUCAUGACCACAAGGACCAUGAUCACCAUGAUCCUGACUUGGUCAAGCACCAUCACAAGGACCACAGGCAUAAGCACAAGCAUCUCCAUCCCCAUGAGCAUGUCCACAUUACCAAGCACAAGCAUCCCAUCAAGCCUUGCGCUGUCCUCACUGAGCAUAAGACUUGCAAGCUUUUCCACUAUGCCACCAAGGACGUCGAGGAGCUUAUUCAUGCUGUCCAGACCUAUGACUGCGGCAAUGAUGCGCACUGUUGGCAUAAAAUUGUUCGCCGGAUCUACCUCCUUGAGCACGGGCUGGAUGCCUUUGACAAGUACAUUGACAGCACCACUCUUAAGAAGUGCUUCAGCUGUGGAAACGACUCUCCUGUCGUUGGCUGCUACCUUCAUUAUGCCGAUGCUCUGAUCCGCCUCCUCAAGCUCUUGAAGCACCAGAGCAAGCCUCUGGAUGGUGAGGUUGAACGACCUGUCCUCACUGCCAUCAACAGUCUUCGUGUUUCCAACUAUGCCUUGACUUAUGAGAUCGGUCGCCGCGUUGAGUGCAAGAAGAGCCUCAAGAUCAUCAUGUCCAAGCAGGGUGCCAACGAUGGCUCUACCAAAGGCAGUGUCCAGGCGGCCUUUGAAAAGUUCCCCUACACUCCUUUGAUCACAGGCGAGAACUUCAAGGACGGGGCCUCGCUGGAUAAGACCCACGGGAAGGAGGAUUCCGAGGGUGAUGGAGAGCACAAGCGCAAGAAGGUGCACAAGCACUACCACAACCAUCACCACGGGCACAAGCAUGGCCACAAGCACGGCCACGGACAUGGCCACCUCCACAGACAUGGUCACUACCAUGGACAUAAGCAUGGCCACAAGCACGAGGAUGAGCAUCACUACGAGCACAAGCAUGAGGAUAAAGAUCCGGACCAUGAGCAUAAGUAUGACCAUGAGCACGAGGAUCCCCACCAUCAUCACGAUGAGGUUCGUUUCAACGACAGGGAUCCUAUCUCUUCUGACAAGAACGAUCACUGA